Messenger RNA from Caenorhabditis elegans, 967 nucleotides. RefSeq names its product SCP domain-containing protein (gene C04C11.1). NCBI's taxonomy places the organism in Eukaryota, Metazoa, Nematoda, Chromadorea, Rhabditida, Rhabditidae. The transcript is spliced from 5 exons. The record is from RefSeq and is marked reviewed. Bases 10 to 897 code for a protein of 295 amino acids.
AGUAACAAUAUGAACCUGGAUGCAUUUCUCCCUCCCAUGCUGGUUCCGAACCGAGAAGAACAAAGGCAUACAAUUACUCGAAAACGAAUGGAGAGAUUCUCAACGGGCGGACAAUUACUAUCUGUGACGGAUGUGAAAACGACGCACUUUGAUGAUAAUCCACAACAAUCGACACUUCCAUUUGAUGGCAACCGAUACUACUCGAAUAAUAGAAAUACGCUCCGCGAGGCGGAUUAUGACACUGUUCACACCUAUCGCGAUGUGCUUCAUGAACCAAAAAGGCAGGAAGUCAAUUACAGGAUUCCGAGAGCUAGAGAACCUGUGGAAAGAGAAUAUCCAGUUAAAAGAAUAGAUCGUGUUGCGCCAACGCAAAUCAUUCGAGAAUAUAGCAGAAGUGAUGAUUCAACUUUGAACCCAGAAUGGAAAACGACUGACUCUUAUGUACGGAAAACAUCAAUUUUAAAAACCGCUAAAAAAGAUUCUCAUCAGCACCAUCAUCAAGUUCCUGCUGCACCAUAUCCUGCUGGAACUCUUCCUCCCAGCUCUCAGCGAGUGGAAUGGAGAGAGCCACUAGACUGUCUUAUUGAUAGAAUGAACAGAAUCAGAAGUACAAUUGCUUGCCCUCCAUUGGAACCAUCGGUCCGGUUAGCUGAUAUUGCUGCCCAGUGGGCUCGGAUGUUGGCGAUCAGAGGGGAAUUUCGAAGUGACCGCAACCGAUGUAUGAACAUCUGGAUGGGGUCUCGUGUAACCGAGUCAAUUGCCGACAUAUGGUGGGAUGAAGCGGAAGAAUAUGGUACCUGGAACUAUCUCGACGUUCAAUCACUUUCGUGGGUUGGCGUGGCCAGUGCUUUUAGUGAACAACAUCGCCAAUUUAUCGUGGUUGCUGUUUAUGAGUGAUUUAUUGAUGGUUUUUUCUUAUUACAAUUGAACAAUUAUGAACCGCUUUAAUUAAAUUGUUUUCACAAAU